GGUUUGUUUUCGUCUCAUUAUUUCCAUCUUAAAUUUGCUGUCUUUUAGUGUUCAAAUUUCAGCUUUCGAAUCCAUGAUUUUUUCCAUCUUCAAAAGCCAAGUCUUCAUUAGAAAUGGCUCUUUCAUUCGCCCAACCUGUGCUAAAAAUGUGAGUUUUUCUCGAGCAAUUGCAUUGCUACUUGUUAGAUAUGAAUCUGGAAUUGCAGAAAAUGAACAGCCGUUUAAGAUUUCUUACCUCAUAAACACAAUCGGGUUGUCUCCACAGUCUGCUUUAUCAGUGUCUAAGAAGCUCCAUUUUGAGACCUCUCAACAACCAGACACUGUGAUUUCCUUCUUCAACAACCAUGGCUUUUCAAGAACCCAGAUUAGAGACAUCGUUCAGAAAUGGCCUGCAUCUCUUUUAUGCAACCCUGAGAAAACCCUUUUGCCCAAACUUCAAUUCUUUUACUCCAAAAGGAUUUCAGGUUCUCAACUUUUAAGAAUCUUAUCUUCAAACCCAGAUGCCUUUAGACGUAGUUUAGAUAAUUGCGUCAUCCCAAACUUCAACUCCUUCAAGGAAUUCACUCGAUGUGGCGACGAUCAGGUGUUUUUAGCAUACAAGAACUAUUCCGACGUCCUUUCACGUAAUUUUCAAGCCAUUGUUGCUCCUAAUAUUGCAAUCCUGAAAGAAUAUGGGGUGCCUGAAUCAAAUAUUAUGGUUGAACUUGUUGUGCACCCAAGGGCCUAUGCAGUGAAUCCUGAUAAGUUUAGUAUAACAGUUGAACAAGUAAAGAAAAUGGGAUUUAAUCCUUCAAAACGUAGGUUCCUUACAGCUCUUCAAGCUUUCUUACAGAUUAGCAAAUCAACAUGGGAAAAGAAAUUCGAUCUUCUUAACCAAUGGGGUUGGUCAAAUGAAGUUGUUCUUUCAGCUUUUGAGAAGUAUCCGAGAUUCAUGAUGUUUUCUGAGAAGAAGAUCACUACAAUAAUGAGCUUUUUCGUCCACACAAUGGGAUGGAAAUCAUUGGAUAUCGCUAACCGUCCAGUUAUUCUUUCGUAUAGCUUGGAGAGGAGAAUUAUCCCAAGGUGUUCGGUUCUUCAAGCCUUGUUAUCCAAAGGUUUGAUCAAGAAAUUCAGUGUAUGUCUUGUUCUGGAGUAUACUGAAAAGGCAUUCCUCCAAAGGUUCAUCACCCCUUAUGAAGAUCCUUAUAUAUUGAAAUUAUAUGAGCAGAAGUUAGGCCUUUCAGAAUAAAUAGUAUAAUUCUAUAGUUACCCAAGACGGAUAUGGGUAUGUAUCAGACAUGGGUAUGUUUAGUGUUUUAAGAUUUUGCAUGUCAAUGUGUCAGACACAGCGUACCAUAAGAAAAAAUGAAGAAUUCAUCCAACAUGGGUAUGAUUUAGAUGCUAAAACUGAACAAAUGUGCAUUUGCCUGUGAUUGUUUGAAUGAAGGUUGAGAUUGUUUCCUUGAA
Gossypium arboreum is the source of this 1446-nucleotide messenger RNA. RefSeq lists its product as uncharacterized. Bases 74 to 1228 code for a protein of 384 amino acids. Gene Ontology annotation, molecular function: double-stranded DNA binding. Gene Ontology annotation, cellular component: chloroplast. The transcript has a single exon. NCBI's taxonomy places the organism in Eukaryota, Viridiplantae, Streptophyta, Magnoliopsida, Malvales, Malvaceae. The record is from RefSeq and is a predicted model, not a curated record. Gene Ontology annotation, biological process: regulation of DNA-templated transcription; chloroplast organization.